This is a messenger RNA of Ambispora leptoticha, 643 nucleotides long. NCBI's taxonomy places the organism in Eukaryota, Fungi, Glomeromycota, Glomeromycetes, Archaeosporales, Ambisporaceae. The record is from the annotation of a GenBank genome assembly.
AUAAAAAAUUAGGUGAACUUUCCACUAACCUCGAUGGAGUAAGAAAAGGGGUCGACGAUGCCAAUGCCAGAAUUGAAGCCCAAGGUAAAAAACUAGGUGAAGAGAUGGGUAAUAUAAAAACCGAACUUGAAGGAGCCAUCCAACAGCAAGGAGAAAAGUUUGACAAAGAACUCAAAGCCUUAGACAAAAAAAUUGCUAAUGCCACCGGCCAAAUGAAAAAGGACUUAGAAAGGGAAAGGCAAGAACGUAAAAACGAAAUGGCUAAGCAGAAGCAAGAAUUAGAGAGUCAGAUUAAAGAAGUCACUAACCAAUUAGAAAAGGCCAAAGAGGAAUUAAAAAAAGAACUCAAUGAAUUCAAACAAGAAGUCAAUGAACGCUUCGAACAACAAGAAAAAAAAAUCCUCGAAAACAAACGCAAAAUCGAAGAAGAAAAACGCCAACGAGAGGCUGAAAUCAAAGAAGUCAAAGCCAAAAUCUCCCAAGCCAACACUAAAAUCAAUAAUCUCCAACAAGAAAAAGACGAACUCCAAGAAGACUUCCAAAAAUACCAACAUUCCACCCAACGGAAAAUGGAAGAAGUCCAGCAAGAUUUCGAAGACUAUCAAGCCGAAACCGACAGCAAAUUCCGCACCCAACAAGCCAA